Clonostachys rhizophaga is the source of this 678-nucleotide messenger RNA. The record is from the annotation of a GenBank genome assembly. NCBI's taxonomy places the organism in Eukaryota, Fungi, Ascomycota, Sordariomycetes, Hypocreales, Bionectriaceae.
AUGACUACGCAAACUCCACCUGAAAAUGUUAAAGCCCGCCUCAAGGCGUCCUACGAUGCCAUGGCGCCAGUCUACAACUCCUGGACCGAGCGGCACAACCACAUGCGGAUGACCUACUUGGAUGAGCUCUUCGGCCGGAUCCCAAAACUGGGCAACGCCGUCGACGAGAAAUCGUCGGUGCUUGAGCUCGGUUGCGGAUCCGGGGCUCCGUUUCUCACCACGCUGCUUGAACGAGGGGGGCCCGGGAUAUCGGUGGUCGCGAAUGACAUGUCGGACACGCAGAUCGGGUUGGCGCGGGAGAACCUUGCUGCGUACGGCGAUCGGGUGCAAUUCGAGCCUGGUGAUAUGACCAAGUUGACGUUUGCGCCCAAGUCAUUGACGGCGGUGGUGGCUCUCUACAGCCUGAUUCACCUGCCGCAGGGGGAGCAAGAGGAGAUGCUGGAUAAGAUUGCGGAAUGGCUGGAGCCAGGUGGCAUAUUGAUUGCGAAUUUCUCAUUUGAUGAGAUGUCCAGCGGUGUCAUGGAGUCGUGGCUGCAUGAGAAGGGUUGGAUGUUCUGGAGUGGGCUGGGGAUGGAGAAGACGGCCGCGAAACUGAAGCAGGUCGGAUUUACAAUUGAGAAGAGCGAGGUUGAAGGUGAUACUCAGGAGAAACACCUCUGGAUUGUUGCAAAGCAUUGA